CACCACUUGCCGUCUGAAAGAUUGCAUGUUUGCUGUGUGACUCCUGCGGAGGAGACACUGUCAACAAGCAAGAGGGGACAAGAGGAACAAGAAGAAGAAGAAGAAGAAGAGGAGCAGAGGAGAAGAGACGAGGGGGGAGAAGGGAUUAUUAUGCUCCUCUGCUGAGCUGCUACUCAUCAGCAGAUCAUCACAAGAAGAACUUUUUUUUUACCACAAACAUCAACCUCCAGGCUGCAGGUUUGGAGCUGAUCCAGGAUGCAGCCCUACCUCGCCCUCCUGCUGGGGAUCGUGGCCUCAGCUGCAUCAGCAGUAUGGAGGCGUCCAGUGAUAAAGUUCAACUCCAAGGUGGUGGGGAGUUCCGAGGUGGUGGUGACACCCGGGAACCCUCUGGAUCUGAGGUGUGAGGGCGACGGGUACGUCAACUGGCAGACCAGGCUCACCAAACACAAACGCUUUGUGUCGAAGGGCAAUGGGAACGUCCGCACCUUGAAGGUGGAGCGUCCCUCUGGAGAAUUCACCGGAACGUACAAGUGCUAUUACACGGCCGGGUCCCUGCACGGUGGCCUGACCUCCUCAGUGCAUGUGUACGUACAAGAUGCAAUCCGUCUGUUCUGGACCAGCAGCACAUCCCUGCGGGUGGUGAAGAAAGAGGGUGAGGACUACCUGCUGCCCUGCCUGCUCACCAACCCGGCCGCCACACACCUGGGCCUCCGCAUGGACAACGGCACCAGCGUGCCGCCAGGCAUGAACUUCACCGUCGACCGGCACCGUGGUAUUCUCAUCCACAACCUGCACCCCAGCUUCAACGCUGACUAUGUCUGCACAGCCAGGGUCAACGGAGUGGAGAGGACGUCCAAGGCCUUUUCCAUCAACGUCAUUCAAAAGCUUCGUUUCCCUCCUUACGUCUUCUUGGAGACGGAUGAGUACGUGCGCAUCGCCGGGGAGGAACUGAAGAUUCGCUGCACCACACACAACCCCAACUUCAACUACAACGUCACCUGGAAAUCCACAACUAAGUCGAAACCAACCAUUGAGGAGCGGGUUCGCUCCAGUGGAGAAAAUCGCCUGGACAUACAGAGCAUACUGACCAUCUCCACCGUGGACCUCGCAGACACGGGGAACAUUUCCUGCAUUGGUACCAAUGAAGCAGGGGUGAACAGCUCAACCACGUACCUGCUGGUUGUGGACAAACCCUACAUCAGGCUGCUGCCCCAGCUGUCCCCUAAACUGUCCCGCCAGGGUCUCUUGGUGGAGGUGAACGAGGGAGAAGACCUGGAGCUCACCGUUCUCAUCGAAGCGUAUCCUCACAUCGUGGAGCACAGGUGGCACACGCCAACGUCUCCCAACACGUCCACACAUGAGCAGAGGUUCAUCCAAUAUAACAACAGAUACCAUGCAACUCUGCAGCUGAAGAGAAUGAACGCACAGGAGCAGGGCCAGUACACCUUUUAUGCCAGGAGCAACUUGGCCAAUGCAUCCGUCACGUUCCAAGUCCAAAUGUAUCAGAGACCUGUUGCUGUGGUGAGAUGGGAAAAUGUAACCACACUCACUUGCACUUCAUAUGGAUACCCCGCGCCAAGAAUCAUCUGGUACCAGUGCUUUGGGAUACGGCCUACGUGCAAUGAGAACACCUCGGGGCUGCAGUUGGCGAUCCCUCUCCAGGCUCCCACCGUGGAGCUUCAGAGGGAGGAGUACGGCGCCGUGGAGGUGGAGAGCGUCCUCACCGUGGGGCCGUCCACUCAGAGGAUGACGGUGGAGUGCGUGGCCUUCAACCUCGUCGGCGUCAGCAGCGACACUUUCGCCAUGGAGGUCUCCGAUAAGCUCUUCACUUCCACUCUGACUGGAGCCGCCGGAAUCCUGGCCAUCCUCCUGCUGCUGCUGGUUUUCCUCUUUUACAAAUACAAACAAAAACCCAGGUACGAGAUCCGCUGGAAGAUCAUCGAGGCCAGAGAUGGAAACAACUACACCUUCAUUGACCCCGCCCAGCUGCCGUACAACGAGAAGUGGGAGUUCCCACGAGACAAGCUGAAGCUAGGAAAGAUCCUGGGCGCUGGAGCUUUCGGGAAGGUCGUCGAGGCCACAGCUUACGGUCUGGGAAAGGAAGACAACGUUUUGCGUGUGGCUGUGAAAAUGCUGAAAGCCAGUGCCCAUUCCGAUGAGAGAGAGGCCCUGAUGUCUGAGCUGAAGAUCCUGAGUCACCUGGGACACCACAAGAACAUCGUCAAUCUGCUGGGAGCCUGCACCUAUGGGGGACCAGUGCUUGUGAUCACGGAGUACUGCAGCCUCGGCGACCUCCUGAACUUCCUUCGCCAGAAGGCCCAGACGUUUGAGAAUUUUGUCAUGAACACGCCCGACAUCAUGGAGAGCUCUAGCGACUACAAGAACAUCUGCAAUCAGAAGCAUUUCAUCAGGAGUGACAGCGGGAUCUCCAGCGAGGUAUCGAGCAGCUACAUGGAGAUGAGGCCCAGCCAGCCGCAAAGUAUGGAGCCAACUCAGGACACUGUGUGUGAGGAGACGGGCGACUGGCCCAUGGACAUCGACGACUUGCUGAGGUUUUCUUUUCAAGUGGCUCAGGGCCUCGACUUUCUAGCUGCCAAAAAUUGUAUUCACAGAGACGUGGCUGCCAGAAACGUCCUGUUGACCAACCUCAGAGAGGCCAAGAUCUGUGACUUCGGCCUGGCUCGGGACAUCAUGAAUGACUCCAACUACGUGGUGAAGGGCAACGCGCGUCUGCCAGUGAAGUGGAUGGCUCCGGAGAGCAUUUUCGACUGUGUGUACACGGUGCAGAGCGAUGUGUGGUCCUAUGGAAUCCUCCUGUGGGAAAUCUUCUCUCUAGGCAAGAGCCCGUACCCCAGCAUGGCAGUGGACUCCAGGUUCUACAAGAUGGUGAAGCGCGGCUACCAGAUGUGCCAACCUGACUUUGCCCCACCUGAAAUCUACGGGAUCAUGAAGAUGUGCUGGCACCUGGAGCCCACGGAGCGCCCCACGUUCAGCAAGAUCAGCCAGAUGAUAGAGAGGCUACUUGGGGACCAGCCCGAGCAGGAGCAGCUAAUCUACCAGAAUGUUCAGCAGCAGGUCACAGAGGGUGAAGUGUGUGACGAGUCCAAGUGCUGUAACGGCCCCUGUGACCAGUCUUGUGACCACGAGGAAGAAGAGCAGCCUCUGAUGAAGACCAACAACUACCAGUUCUGUUGAGCCCGGCUCCGGACCACCACCAAGAACUGACCCGAAAUCAAUCGCUCAAUUGACGUCAAGCCUUCAGGAGAACGGGAUAAGCUGCAGUCUGUGGCCCGAGCGCGACAGCUUGUUCCAGCCGCUGCACGGUCGCAGAGUGUCGCCUCCACAGCUAUUUUCUGCUGCUUGUGCCCGAGCGCCAGACAGACCAGCAGCUGCAGUGAGCAUGUGACUUGCUUCUUUGCAGACCAUGACUAGAAACUGCCGCGUCUCACACCGACUGCAGACGGGAAAGCAGGAAACAUGUCGACAAAAACACACAAACAUCUCCAGCAGUGCCUCGCCCUAAACGCUACGCCCUCACGCACUCUUUAUUAUUCCCCUGAGAUGUAUUUUCUGCAUAAUCAAGAAGACAAUUUGUCCUUUGUUCCGUGUUCUUAAUUAUACAUUGUACACCAUGUUUAUCACUCUUUUUUUUUUUUUUUUUACUACUGCCCUCGAGAGUGCAUGUGUUGUUCCAGCUCAGUCACUUUAGUCAGCAGCUUCACUUCCUUUUCAUCGUUGUAUGCUUUUCUCAGUGGAAGCAGCCAGAAAGUCGGGAACACUGGAGCCAUUGAGCCACGUUUUCAUGUGGUGCAGACGAACCCGAUUUCAUUCCCCAAUCACCUUAAUUGAACAUCUGAACAGUGCAAGUGUUUCUCCCUCCCCUGGUUGAAGCGCGCCGAAUCAGCCAUGGAGAAGGCGAAGAAGGACCACGUUGUUUUCCCCCUUUAUGCUUUGAUCAGAGCUGCAUUUCUUGUGACACACUUACAGUAGCUGUCAGUUGGUGGCAACAUGUGAUUGUUCCACUUCAGUCUAAUUAAUUAACCAGUGUUUAGUCUGAUUUAGGAGCAGGGAAUACAACUGAACUGAGCAGGGAAAUCGGUGGAUCCACGAUGGAUCAGACGAACUAUGUUUCAGCUCUGAAAAUGUGAACGUUGUUAUUAUUAUCAUUAUUACUAUUACGUGUGUGGCACAACUUAAUCUUCUCAUUUCCUGUAAAGCUAGAAGAGUGUUACGCUUCACUGAUGUCUAUAUGUAGCGGUCAGCCUUCACUGCCAUCAGCCUUCACUGCCAUCUGUAUGAACGUUUUAAGAAUAGUAUAUAAGCUAUGUGAGAGAUACAGACGUUUCACUCGUGCUUGCACCUGAAUGCAGCACGAGUGACACGCCUGAUAAUGUAUAUAUCUCGUGAUGUAAAUCAAGUGUCCACUUUAUUUUCGCCGAGACAUUGUGGAGAAGAUACUAGUGCGUCAAUAUUUCAUAUGCUGUAUGUGUUGUGUGUUUUUUUUUUUGGAGCAAACAUGACAAUCAAUGCAAAACCUGCCAAUUAAAAUCAGCGAAAAACUGCAGAGGUGUUGAAUAAAGCUUUACUCUUGAAGUUUA
Pleuronectes platessa (European plaice) is the source of this 4598-nucleotide messenger RNA. It is a transcript of the gene csf1ra, whose product is annotated as colony stimulating factor 1 receptor, a. The record is from RefSeq and is a predicted model, not a curated record. Gene Ontology annotation, molecular function: ATP binding; cytokine binding; macrophage colony-stimulating factor receptor activity. Bases 256 to 3195 code for a protein of 979 amino acids. Gene Ontology annotation, cellular component: CSF1-CSF1R complex; signaling receptor complex. NCBI's taxonomy places the organism in Eukaryota, Metazoa, Chordata, Actinopteri, Pleuronectiformes, Pleuronectidae. The transcript has 22 exons. Gene Ontology annotation, biological process: cytokine-mediated signaling pathway; multicellular organism development; protein phosphorylation.